AUGGAGAUUGCACAGGUCUUAGAAAACACUAUCUCUGCCGAUGCCACUAAGCGCCAGGCUGCCGAACAGACACUUCGAAAUGCUGCCCAAGAAAACUUUCCAGCAUACCUUGAAGGUUUAUCACAACAACUAGCCAAUGCCCAGAACUCUCCCGUUGUUAGGGCGGCUGCCGCUCUGGUUCUAAAAAAUGAAUUUUCCGGCCGAGAUCUCGCUAUAGUACACGAGAACCAGCAAAAAUGGAUCAAUUUGGAACCAGCAGUCAAAGAGAAUAUAAGAAACCUCGGCCUUGGGACUUUGGCGACGGCCGACCGUCAGUCUGUCACUAGUGCAGCCCAGUUUGUGGCCGCUAUCGCUGCCAUCGAUCUUCCUACAGGUCAAUGGGAUUCCUUGAUGCCUGCUCUCGUUCAGAAUGUCAACACAGGUGGCGACGGCCUGAAGAUGUCUUCAUUAACAACUAUUGGGUACAUCUGCGAAUUCGAAGAUGACAAUCUCCGCGAAAGCUUGAGCCAGCACUCCAACGCUAUCCUGACGGCUGUCGUUCAAGGUGCACGCAAGGAAGAACCGAAUAAUGAAGUUAGAUAUGCUGCUAUGCGAGCUCUGAGCGAGUCCCUAGAGUUCGUCCGAAGCAACUUUGAGACAGAAGGUGAAAGGAAUUACAUCAUGCAGGUUGUCUGCGAAGCCACUCAGAGCACAGACAAUAGAAUACAACAGUCUGCGUUCGGUUGUCUCAACAGGAUCAUGAGCUUGUACUAUGACAAGAUGAGAUUUUACAUGGAGAAGGCACUGUUCGGUUUAACUGUCCAUGGCAUGAAAUCGGAGGACGAGGAAGUUGCCAAGCUGGCUAUUGAAUUCUGGUGCACAGUGUGUGAAGAAGAAUUGACCAUUGAGGAGGAUAACUCCGAUGCCGCCAUGAACGGCAUCGACGCCACCCGCCCAUUCUUUAAUUUUGCACGGGUUGCCACUAAUGAAGUUGUGCCAGUUCUUCUCGAGCUGUUGACAAAGCAGGAUGAGGAUGCGACUGAUGACGAAUACAACGUCUCUCGUGCUGCUUAUCAGUGUUUGUGCCUCUACGCUCAAACAGUCGGCGGUCUUAUCAUUACUCCUGUUCUCACCUUUGUCGAAUUGAACCUCAGACACGAGAACUGGCGUAUGAGAGACGCUGCCGUCUCUGCAUUCGGUGCCAUCAUGGAAGGACCUGAUGUCAAGAUGCUCGACCCUCUUAUCAAGCAGGCUCUGCCGUUGCUGGUUUCCAUGAUGAGCGAUAAGGUCGUUAUGGUCAAGGAUUCCGCUGCGUAUGCCCUUGGAAGAAUUUGCGAGUGCUGUGGAUCAGCCAUCGAAGCCAAUGUACACCUCCAUGGCCUCAUCACAGCGCUCUUCACAGGUCUUGACGACAACACCAGAAUGGCCGGGUCCUGCUGCUGGGCUCUUAUGAACUUGGCGGAGUCGUUCGGUGGGGACAGUGCAAUGCAACCUGAAAACCCGUUGUCCAAGCACUUCUCCGACAGUGUCACAGCUCUCCUGAAGGCCACUGAGAGACCUGACGCUGACAACCACUUGCGUACUGCUGCCUACGAAGUUUUGUCGUCUUUCGUCACCAAUGUCGGAUCCGACCAAAUCCCUGUUAUCGGAAAGCUCUUGGACCAUCUCGUCAGCCGAAUCGAGAAGACUGUCGAAAUGCAAAAGCAAAUCGUUAGCACUGACGAUCGUGUCACAUUGGAAGAGAUGCAGAUUAGCUUGGCUAGUGUUGUUUCAGUUAUCAUCAACCGCCUCGACAAAGAAGUAGCCUCCCAUGCAGACAGUACCAUGCAGGUUAUCUUACUUGCUCUUGGAUCGCUCCCCCCAACCUCAUCUGUUCCCGAAGCACUGUUUGGUGCUGUUGGUGCCAUGGCCAAUGCUCUAGAGGAAGACUUCGGCAAAUACCUGGACGCCUUCACCCCAUUCUUGUACACCGCACUCGGCAACCUUGAGGAUGCUCAGUUGUGCUCGACAUCGAUUGGGUUGGUCAGCGAUAUCGUUAGAUCUGUUGGAGAGAGAGCCGUCCCACAUUGUGAUAGUUUCAUGAAUUUCUUGUUGAACAACUUAAGGAGCAAUCACCUUAACCAGCAAUACAAGCCAGCUAUCCUUCAAUGCUUUGGUGAUAUCGCACAGGCUAUUACUGGUGCCUUUGAAACCUACCUCCAAGUCGUCAUGCAAGUUCUACAGCAGGCAUCGUUCAUUCAAAUAACUCCUGAUAGUUCCAUCGACAUGCUGGACUACGUUUUGAGCUUGAGAGAAGGUAUCAUGGAUGCUUAUGAUGGUGUCAUCAUUGCCAUGAAGUCCAGCGGCAAAGUCGCUCUCCUCGCUCCCUACGUUCAACACAUCUUCGGAUUCCUUGCUCUCAUUGCACAAGACCAAAAUAGAACAGAGGCUUUGUUGAGAUCUGCUAUGGGUGCCUUGGGUGACCUUGCUGAUGCGUUCCCGAACGGCGAAUACGCCAACUUCUUCCGUUCGGAGUGGCUUAUGCCCAUGAUCAAGGACAUCAGGGCUAACCGCGACUUCAGCAGCCGCACCCACGAUACCACACGCUGGGCCAAAGAGCAGGUUCGAAAGCAGACCAACCUCCCUGCUUAG
This is a messenger RNA of Orbilia oligospora ATCC 24927, 2610 nucleotides long. RefSeq lists its product as uncharacterized. NCBI's taxonomy places the organism in Eukaryota, Fungi, Ascomycota, Orbiliomycetes, Orbiliales, Orbiliaceae. The record is from RefSeq and is a predicted model, not a curated record. The transcript is spliced from 5 exons. Gene Ontology annotation, molecular function: nuclear import signal receptor activity; small GTPase binding. Gene Ontology annotation, cellular component: cytoplasm; nucleus. The coding region runs from base 1 to 2610 and encodes 869 amino acids. Gene Ontology annotation, biological process: protein import into nucleus.